Molecule: messenger RNA, 2607 nt
Organism: Lachancea thermotolerans CBS 6340
Lineage: Eukaryota; Fungi; Ascomycota; Saccharomycetes; Saccharomycetales; Saccharomycetaceae
Gene: CDC15
Product: serine/threonine protein kinase CDC15
Exons: 1
Coding region: 1-2607 (868 amino acids)
Biological process (GO): protein phosphorylation
Molecular function (GO): ATP binding; protein kinase activity
Source: RefSeq, a predicted model, not a curated record
AUGGCUACGAGAGUGAACGUGACGCCGGCCCAAAAAAUCCCUUCGGCGUCUUCAAACACUCACCACUAUGCUCUGAAACAAGUUGUUGGGAAGGGCGCAUAUGGUAUUGUCUACAGGGCAAUUAAUCGUCAAACCCGUAAACAGGUUGCCAUAAAAGUUAUCGAGUAUGAUGAGGAGGAAGAACUCAACGAGCACAUGCUCGAAAUAGACUUGUUGAAAAACCUGAAACAUGAAAACAUAGUCAAGUACCAUGGCUUCAUUCAGAAAUCACACCAGUUAUUCAUCUUGUUAGAAUACUGCUCUCAAGGAUCAUUGCGCGACCUGAUUAAGAGAGGACCCGUCGAUGAACAAGAGUGCAAAACUUACAUCCGCCAGACACUCCAUGGACUCAAGUACUUACAUGAACAAGGUGUUAUCCACAGAGACAUUAAAGCUGCGAAUCUGUUAUUGGAUGCUGAGAAUGUUGUCAAACUCGCAGAUUUCGGGGUUUCUACUCGAGUCAAUAACUUAGCAAUGACCUACGCAGGUUCACCCAACUGGAUGGCACCUGAAGUAAUGGUAGGGGAAGGAGCUUCUACAGUUAGCGACAUCUGGUCGCUAGGUGCAACAGUGGUUGAAAUCCUGACUGGUAACCCUCCCUUUCAUAACUUGGUGAAUGAAGCUGCAUGUUACGCUAUAGUACACGAUGCAUAUAUCCCCCCAAAAACCUUAUCGUCAACCUGCCGAAAGUUUUUGCGGGCAUGCUUUCAAAAAAGCAUGUUCAAACGACCCAGCGCUGAGGAACUGCUGAAUCACGAAUGGCUGUAUGAGACAAAACAACCAAUUCUGGAAAAGUUCAAAGAAAAUGCAGCGGAUGAUUGGGGCCGAGACUUUAUUGAGGUGGAGGUUUCGCCUUUCAAGGAACACGACGUGAACAAUGGUCAACAGAACCUCAUUCGGCUUAGCCAAUCUUGUGGGCAGUGCAAUCCUCAUAUUAUUUACAGCGAAUGCAGCUUCACCGAUAUAGCCUGGUGCCUAAUUGACUUGUGCAGGCGCGGUCAAUUAAACAAUGUUCACGAAAUGUUUGCAUAUGAUUUACAGUAUAACUCUGGAAGAUGUCGCGAUCUCUUCAUUGCACUCGGAGGCAUUUCCGCCUUACUAUGUCAUUUAGGGAGCACAGAAAAAAUCCUGAACGUAUUCUUCAUUGAACAUGCCACUGAUAUGAUAAAGUGUGGGAUUUUGCCACACUGCAAGCUUUUGACUAGCCCUCAACUUAUUCUAAGUACUGUUUCUGCAUACUAUGAGAUUGUGGACUUUGAUAGCUGGUGUCGCUGGUGUUCUGGGCUCCCAAACCUGGGAAAUGCAAUAGCGGCUGAACUUGAAAAGGAAGACAGCCUAGCAGAGGAAACGCUUUUACGUCUUUCAGAGGCGGUUUCUUUCCCGCUCGAGAAAGAGUUUGUAAUGAAAUUGAUGUCAUUGCCACUUGAGAAAAGCUCAAAGUUGAGCUACAUAAUUUUCAAGAGUUUCAACAACUUCUUGGAGAAAAAGGAAGUGGCGUCUUCAUUGUCAGAUUCGUAUGACUCGAACAUACUCUCUACUCCGCAUUCAACGCCAAUGCCUUCAAACUCAAGGAUUCACAACUUCCCUUCUUUCACGGGGCGUACGAUUCUGCCCGAAGGAUUCACAGAGUGGCUCCUCAAGCUAACACCAACAGCUUCAAGUGAUCCACAUCUCCUCAAAAACUUCAUCGAGCUUUGCUUUAAUGCCAGCCAUUUGAACAACACUGUUUUAGGGGAAAUUGUUGAACAUGGCGGUUUCUUUAAACUCAUAAGGCAGCUUACAGAACACUUUGAAAGAGACUCUAAAAAGAAGUACACGAAAACAAUGCUGUCAAUAGCGUUGAACUUGUGUGUCGAGCUGUCGCAAGAGCUCACAAAGCCCUUCCUUUCAUGCGCUGUCGAUGUUGCCCUACGGUUCUUGAAAAUUCCUGAAUUCAUUACGGGUGGUACCGAAAUUUUAUUGCACUGCUUUCUGUUUGCCAUCCACGAGAAUUUUGAGGUUAAAGAAGAUUCUUCAGACAUACUAAUCCAUUGUGACCAGGCUUGCAUACAGAUUCCUCGAAAGGCACUUUUGAGGACCUUUUAUUCAGAAGAGCCAAAGUUUGGUAACUACAUUACGAAGUUUACAAAGUUAUGUUCUUUACCGCCCUGUGGAACUUUAGCCACAGAAAUAGUGUCUCAUCCUCUAUUCAUGGAGAAAACAAAAACUCUAUUUGCAGUCUACCGCAGCAGCUUGAUUAUUCAAAUUGAUUUUCUGAAAUUUCUCAAAUUAAUAUUGACAAGAUAUGCAGAAUACGCGCCGCGCUCAACCAAGAAAGACAUUACUUCAGAAGCUCUUAUAUCAUCUGCAAUUUUGCAAAGGGACUCAGAACCUUAUCACGACGUCAUAUCCUCUGUAGCAGAUUUUUUGCGUUCUAACUGGCAGACUGAAGGGUCACUGCAAGGGCAAGUUGGAACAGAUUCUGUGUUAAUAAGGCAGCUUUGCUAUGAUAUCAGCCUAUUGGGGGCCGAGAAGCCCCUAAUCAACCCCAAACGCGUUGACAAGAGCGGUUUUGUUGUGCCUGCAUAA